AUGCCGCCCAAGGGAGUCCCCAAGCAGCCAUCGCCGUGGAGCAACGCGGAGCUCCUCGAAAACCUCACCCUGGCUCUCUACGAGACGGCGAAGAACGCCGGCGGGUUCAGCACGGCCGCCAAGGAGGGCGUCGAGGCGUUUAUGAAGCAGCAAGGCCACGCCAUUACGUGGGAGGCGAUCCGCUGCAAACGCAACUGCAUCGCCAAAGACUUGCCAUCUUUCACUCCUCCUCCCGCCCCGUCUACCUUCAAACUGCACUCACCGCGAUCAUCAUAUCGAAUAUCCUGCGCAAUGGGUGGUCGCCAGGUCCAGAGGUGGAAUCCUACGGUUCACGAGGAUAUCCUCAUUGCGAUUUUCCAGCACGUCAACCUCUCCACGGUGAAUUGGUCCUCGAUCAUGAACGACAUGCGCGGCAAGGGCUACACCUUCACCGAGGGUGCUCUGCGCCAGCACGUCCAGAAGCUUCGCAAGAACCGCGACAUGUCCGCCCUCGAAGGCGCAGCUGAGGACAAUGGCGCCACUCCGACCAAGCCAGCUGCUGCCAACAAGCGCGGCGGUCGCGGCCGCAAGGCCGUCUCCAAGAAGAACGUCCGCGAGUACAGCCCCGUCGACGACACGGAGGAGAAGCUCCAGCUGAAGCGCGAGGCUUCCGACGAUGAGGAUACCCUUGACGUCGAGACGCCUGUCAAGAAGCAGCGCAUCAAGCGGGAGUACAUGGAGGAAGACAACGAGGGUUUCGGUGCGGAGCUCGGCGAGGGCUACCAUGCCGAGGCCGGCGAGGUCUAAUCGUAUUCUCCUUCCAUCCUCCCCCCACCAGCGGCCAUGCCGUCGUCUUUCAUGUCGGUGCUGCGUGCUCGACACAUUGAGAGACCAUUCGUCCUACCGGAAAGGAGG
This is a messenger RNA of Purpureocillium takamizusanense, 894 nucleotides long. RefSeq lists its product as uncharacterized. The coding region runs from base 1 to 786 and encodes 261 amino acids. Lineage: Eukaryota; Fungi; Ascomycota; Sordariomycetes; Hypocreales; Ophiocordycipitaceae. The transcript is spliced from 4 exons. The record is from RefSeq and is a predicted model, not a curated record.